AUGGUGGGCACUCCCAUGUCAUCAACAGAUGUCGGGUCGUUUCCGGAGUUUAUAAGGUCCAGUAGCUCAGGGGUUAGGUUUGAUUCGCCGUUUCCACCUCUCAAUCCAAAGGUGAGAGUUAAGGGAGUUUACGAAAGAGCUGGAUUCGAUGUCUACAAAGGUGAUAGACCUCGUGGAUCUAGAACGCAUAGUUCUUAUCAAAGAAACUCCUCAAAUUCGUCGCAGUCGCUGUCUGCUUCUGUUUCUGCUUCUGCUAGAAAUUUCACUGCUCCUGUGGGGCCGACCUCUAACAAGCAGAAGACCAUGAGUGAUCCGAGUUUCUCGCUGCGUGAUGCUGCCAGUGCGAGAUCGAGCGGUGGAAGUAAAAUCCGGGACAUCUAUGAGUCGAGGAAUUCACCUGGUCAAUUUGCCCGCUCCAAGCUUUCUGAGACGGAUUCCUUGAAGAAAGGCUCCUUUUCUUCUGCCGAAAGCGAGCAUGAGCCAUUGAGGAUUCCCAAGUCUCGUCAGGCACAGACUUCUUCUCAUAGCCUCCUCAACUCCACAAACACAAUUAGCUCAACGAGUACCACACCAGAAGCGGCUGAAAAAGACAAGCUAGAUUUUAGCCCAGGACAGAAUACUCGUGAUGUUCACAGCAACUCCACUAUUUUUGAAAAGUCCAGGGAAUCGGACACUUUAAGCUUGUAUGCUCCAGCAUCUUUAACCAAUCAAAAAAGGCAAAUGGCUAUGGGGGAAGACAGUGGUCUACAGAUUCACUCUGCGGAGGCUGAGUCCGACGAUGACGACUACGUCAAGCAAUUGCUAAACAUGAAGAAACAGUUCCAGUCAGACGACCUAGACUUACCGAGUAUAGUUGUGCAAGAUAGCAACGGUGUCUCUUCGAAACCUAGGAUCUUCUCCGGUGAUUUCAAUGUGUACAGCCCUCCUGCUCCAAGCACAUUCACUCGAUUCCACCGAGACAGCGGUAUGUCGAUGGCAUCAUCCGUGUACACUAUGGAUGCAGGUCAAAAAGUGACGUCUGUGGGGACGAUGCAUACAGAUGAUCCAAAGAUAUAUAACCUGGAGGUGAAGCGAGAGCCUUCCUCCAAAUCGCGGAAUAGCACUGAGGCUGACAUGUCAGCCAUCCAGGAAGUCACGGAAGAAGAUCUGGAGGACUUGCACUCGCACAAAACCAACAAAACUGCUCAAGUUGCCACAGGUUCAAUCCUGGAUGAUUUGAGGCGCAUGAGAUUGCAGGACUCCCAUUCUACUCUGGCCCAGGACUUUGAAGAUGCUGAGGAAUAUCCCUCUGCUUCUAUCAACACAUCUUCAUUCCAGCAAACAGCCAGCGAGUCGACGUUGUAUGAAAACGAGUUCCUGCCCAAAUCUCAAAACCCAGCAGGUCAAGGUCCGUGUCGUAAAUGUGGCCUUGAAAUUGAGGGCAACACCAAGUCUAUUUGGUCCAAAGACUCACAAUUGUCAGGUCAAUGGCAUCGCAAAUGUUUCGGAUGCCAAACUUGUGCCAAACCCUUUUCCAAGGGUACUUCCUGUUACGUCUUCAAGGAUCAGCCUUACUGCGAACAUCACUUUCACGAGGUUAACGGUUCGAUAUGCAACUCGUGCAGCACUGGAAUCGAAGGAAAUUGCCUGGAAACAGAUAACGGGCUAAAGUUCCAUCCUGGAUGUCUCGUUUGCUCGGUUUGUCAAACCUCCAUCAAGGAAGACUAUUACUUACUGGAUGACCGGAUGAUCUGCGAACAGGAUGCCAUGAGGAUGAGAUACGAGGGAGACUCCGCUCCGACAUCGAGGCUAGAAAGAAGAAGAACUCGAACUGUGCGUGUUUAG
Messenger RNA from Kuraishia capsulata CBS 1993, 1824 nucleotides. RefSeq lists its product as uncharacterized. Lineage: Eukaryota; Fungi; Ascomycota; Pichiomycetes; Pichiales; Pichiaceae. The coding region runs from base 1 to 1824 and encodes 607 amino acids. The transcript has a single exon. The record is from RefSeq and is a predicted model, not a curated record.